Molecule: messenger RNA, 1528 nt
Organism: Xiphophorus maculatus (southern platyfish)
Lineage: Eukaryota; Metazoa; Chordata; Actinopteri; Cyprinodontiformes; Poeciliidae
Gene: socs4
Product: suppressor of cytokine signaling 4-like
Exons: 1
Coding region: 1-1203 (400 amino acids)
Biological process (GO): phosphatidylinositol phosphate biosynthetic process; intracellular signal transduction
Cellular component (GO): phosphatidylinositol 3-kinase complex
Molecular function (GO): 1-phosphatidylinositol-3-kinase regulator activity
Source: RefSeq, a predicted model, not a curated record
AUGUCAGAGAAGAAGCCUCGGGGAGCGGACACUCGACCCAAAUCUGGCCUCCGCAGCUGGAGCGCCGACAGCUACAUCUGGCGGGGUAAGAAGCGUUCCCGGAGCUCCCGCAAUGGAUCCAGUCCCGGCGGGUCAGAGGCGGACGGUUCCGAAGAGCUCGGCAUGCGGUCCACAUCCUGUUCCCGGCGGCGCAGAGAGCGGAAGUGCAGCUGCAGCGCUCUGGGUGAGUCACUGAUGGCUGGAGACGUGGACGGCGUGUGUAGGAAGGCGCUCCACCGGCGGUCUCUGAGGCAGAAGUUUCAGGACGCCGUGGGUCAGUGUCUCCCUCUACGCCAUCACCACCACCACCAUUACCACCACCCACCCGGCUCGUCUCGCCCCUUCUCCGUACUGUUCUGGUCCAAAAGGAAGAUCCACGUUUCAGAACUCAUGCAGGACAAAUGUCCGUUCUCUCCCAAGUCUGAACUGGCCAAAUGUUGGCACCUUAUUAAAAACCAGGUGGGUCAUCCAGGUUCCCUGAAGGACAUGGAGACGCCGCUGAAGCCCCGCGUGUCGUCUUCCACUUCGCCGCCGCAGACGCCGCUUUCCUGGGAGGACAUCUGCUGCUCGCCUGCGCCGCUGGAGGACUGGGACCCGUCCAGCCUUCACGGCAGACCGGAUGGCGCCUGUGCAAACACUGACUACAUCCUGGUCCCCGAUCUGCUCCAGAUCAACAACAACCCAUGCUACUGGGGCGUGCUGAACCGCUUUGAGGCCGAGGAGCUCCUGGAGGGCCAGCCGGAAGGGACGUUCCUCCUACGGGACUCUGCCCAGGACGAGUUCCUGUUCUCCGUCAGCUUCCGCCGCUACAGCCGCUCCCUGCACGCGCGCAUCGAGCAGAACGGCAAGCGAUUCAGCUUCGACGUGCGCGACCCGUGCAUGUACCGGGAUGCCAGCGUGACGGGCCUGCUGAGGCACUACAGUGACCCGGCCACCUGCCUCUUCUUUGAGCCGCUGCUCUCCAGGCCGCUGCCCAGGACCUUCCCUUUCCCUCUGCAGCACCUGUGCAGGGUGGUAAUCUGCAGCUGCACCACCUACCAGGGCGUGGAGGGGCUGCCACUGCCGCCUCAGCUCAGGGAAUACCUCAGACAGUACCACAUCAAGUGUGACGGGGCCUGCGCCGUGUCGAUGCCCACAGCAGCCAACACGCAGGAUCUGCACUGACGAGGAGGAAGCUAUAAGUUAGGGAUGCUAACAACUAAUCUACUUAUGAUUAAUUGUUGAUUUAUUAGAUUCAAACUAGUUCUAGUCAAUUAACUAAUCCGCUUAGAUCUUCUUUUAAUGUUGUAGUUUGGCCGCCAUCCAGCAGAAGGCGCCACUGGUCAUCCUUAAGGAGCCGUUUAUACAGAAACAAGAUGGCAGGCAAAUCAGAACAGUCCGGAGUCCAGUGUGGGAUGGAAAAUGCACUUUAUGCUGUUCUGUUUUGAAAUACAAACACUUGGAAACCUCUUUUAAGUUUUCAGCAACUUAAGAGGUUCAUGUUUGGUUA